AUGGUUCGCAUUUCUGCCCACCGUAAUGGCGAAAAUAAUAGCGUCGCAAUAGCUUUUGAAGGUGAUUUCAAGAACCUCCUUCAGGCUGCUUCGCUCAAGCUUGGCAUCAAUGCCGUCCGUGCUUUCCUCCCAACCGGAGCUGAACUCGAAGACGUUUCCCUCCUUUCAACUGAUGAUCACGUUUUCUUCUCUACUGGUGUUGACUUCAUGGAGCCGGCUAAGUUUACCAAGGAACAAUCCGCUAUCGCUAACUCCAUCCAAGUUCCAACACGCCAAAACAUGGUUUUCUAUGUCAAUGGCAAGCGCUUCUGCAUCGAGAACCCAGACCCAGAACAGACACUUCUCGAAUGGCUUCGUCUCAACGGAUAUACAUCUGUUAAGAAGCCAUGCGGCGAAGGUGGCUGCGGUGGUUGCGCAGUUGCUGUUGCUGAAUACGAUAACAAGCGUGGCUGCCCACACCAUUAUGCUGUUAACUCCUGCCUUGUCCCACUUCCAUUUGUUGAUGGCUGCUCCAUCACAACAGCUGAAGGUGUUGGUCAACUCGCUCACCUCCAUCCAAUCCAGAAGGAUCUCGCUGAAAACCACGGCACACAGUGCGGUUUCUGCACACCAGGCAUCAUUACAACACUCUACGCUCUCUUCGCUGAGAAUCCAGAGCGUACAGUCGAAGAAAUCAACGAAGCCCUUGCUACAAACCUUUGCCGCUGCACAGGCUAUCGUCCAAUCUUCGAUGUUGCUAAGAGAUAUGCCAUUGACUUCGAUAAGUCCACACUCGGAAACAUCGUAACAACAGGCAAGGACAUUGAGGAAGUUACAAACGUUAUUUCCACACGCGAACGCCCACUUGUUACACCAGAUUUCCCAGAGGAACUCAUCAACUACAAGCCAAACCCACUCCUCGUCUCUGGCCCAGAGUCCACAUGGUUCACACCAACAUCUCUCGAGCAGCUCGAGAAGGCUCGUACAGUUUUCGGAAAGGGUCUCUUCUUCGUUAAUGGUGCUACAGAUCUUAACUUCAAGAAGCAGUACAGACCAGACCUUGUCUUCCCAGUCAUGUGCGGAACACGCCGUGUCGAAGAACUCAAGGAAAUCAAGAUGGUCCAGGGCGGUGUCGAAUUCGGCGCUGGUGUUUCCAUCAACGAAUUCGCUAACUUCUGGAAGAAGGAUGCUCCAGAGUCACAGAAGGAACUCGGCAAGGCCUUCACAACAAUCACAAAGGAGUUCGCUAACUACAACAUCCGUAACAUCGGUACAAUCGGUGGCACACUCUGCGCUGGUGAUCCACUUUCCGAUCUUUGCCCACCACUCAUGACCGUCGAUGCUGUCUGCACAAUCAUCUCACCAAACAGCACACGCAAGGUCUCAGCCAAGGACUUCGUUCUCAAGAAGGAUUUGGCUCCAUCCGAGCUCCUCCUUUCCUGCUUCGUCCCAUUCAUGACAGAGGAAGACCACAUCAAGACAUACAAGAUCUCUCGCCGUCGUGAGGAUGCCCAGGCUCUCUGCAACAUCGGCAUCUGGACAAGAAUCCACGAUAAGAAGAUCCAGAAGCUCAACAUCACAAUCGGUGCUGUCUCUCCAAAGCAGUACAUCCCAGAAGAGGCUAUGAAAUUCGCUAUCGGCAAGGAAUGGAACUUCGCUACAUACGAAGGCAUCCGUGACAGAGUUCUCGCUCACCUCGAAGUCUCAAAGCGUAUGGGCCACCCAGAACUCCGCACAGACCUCGUCCGCGGUGUUAUCUACAAGUACUUCCUUUGGGUCAUGGACCGCACAGUUGGCCAAGUCCCAGCUAACAUGUCCUGCGCCUUCAUCCCAACAGAGCGUAUCCCACGUAAGUCAAAGCAGGUUUGGGAUCAGAGAACAGAGAAGGUCUUAGGUGACACAAAGAUCCCACACGUCUCCGCUUACGGCCACACAACAGGUGAAGCUCAGUUCGUCGGCGAUAUCCCAGCACCAAACAAGUGCGCUUACGCUUACCCAGUUCUCUCUACAAAGGCUCGCGCUGAGAUCGACACAAUCGAUCCAUCCGAGGCCCUCAAGCUCGACGGCGUUAUCGACUUCGUCUGCGCUAAGGAUAUCCCAGGAGCUAAGAAGUUAUGCUCCAUCCCACCAGCUGAUGAAGACCUCUUCGCUAUCGAGAACGUCAACAUGUACGGCCAAGUCAUCGGUGUCGUUGUCGCUGAGACAGAGAAACUCGCUAUGAAGGGUGCCCGCCUCGUCAAGGUCACAUACAAGAACGAGCAGAAGCCAAUCGUUACAAUCUACGAUGCUCUUGAAGUUGCCAAGAACGAUCCAUCCAUCAUCAUGGUCGAUCACCUUGGUCUCCACAAGGGCAACGUUGCCGAAGCCAAGUGCGACUUCGAAGUCAAGGGCAAGUCCCACAUCAACAACCAGGAGCACUUCUACCUCGAACCAAACUCCGUCCUCGUCGUUCCAAACGGCACAGAAGGCUACAAGAUCUACGUCGCCUGCCAGAACCCAGGUCUCGUCCAGAACGCUGUUGCUUCUGUCCUCAACAUCCCACGUUCUAUGGUCCGUGCUGAAGUCAUGCGUCUCGGUGGUGGCUUCGGUGGCAAGCAGGAUCGUCCACAGUUCUACGCUGCUCAGGCCGCUAUGGCUUCAUACAAGACAGGCCGCCCAGUCCGUCUUGUUAUGUCUCGCCAGGACGAUAUCCAGACAGCCGGUAUGCGCCACGAGUACGUCACAGACUACGACAUCGGUUGCGACAAGGAUCUCAUGCUCACAAAGGCUGACUUCCUCUACCACUCCAACGCUGGCUGGACAAUGGAUCUUUCCCGCCUCGUUAUGGAUCGUACACUCUACUCCGCAACAGGUGGCUACGCAUGCCCGAACGUCAAUGCUUACGGUAACAUCUACCGCACAAACAAGCUUUCCUGCACAGCCUUCCGUGGCUUCGGUGUUCCACAGUCCCUUCUCUCCAUCGAAACAGCUAUGACUCACCUCGCUCACGAAGUUGGCGUCCGCCCAGAAGUUCUCAAGGAGAAGAACCUUUACCACAAGGGCGACAAGACACUCACUGGCUACGAACUUCCAGAUGAGUCCAUCCGCCGCUGCUGGGAAGCCUGCAAGAAGUCCGCUGAUUGGGAUGCUCGUGUCCGCGAAGUUGAGCAAUUCAACGCCACACACAUCUACAAGAAGCGCGGUAUCGCUAUGACACCAGUCGUUUCCACAAUGGGCUUCGAGUCCGAGUUCAUGAUGAAGGGCCACGCUCUCGUCCAGAUCUACGGUGAUGGCUCCGUCUCUGUUUCCCACGGUGGUAUCGAAAUGGGCCAAGGCAUCCACACAAAGAUGCAGAUGAUCGCCGCUGAAACACUCGGCAUCCCAGCUUCCAAGGUCAAGGUCAUGGCCACACAGACAGACAAGACUGUCAACAUGCCACCAACAGCUGGUUCAACAGGCACAGAUCUCCACGGCCGUGCUGUCGAGUACGCCUGCCGCAAGCUCAAGGACAACCUCAAGGACAUCUGGGAGAAGCACCCAGACUGGACUUGGGAACAAGGAUGCGGCUACGCUUACUUCAACAAGUACUGCAUGCAGGAGUCCGGCUGGAACAGAAUGCCAAACUCCGUCUACGACCACAACACCCACGAGGGUCGUGAAUCCUACUACCUCAUCUGGUCGGUCGCCUUCUCAAUGGUCGAACUCGAUGUCCUCACAGGCGAACACGUUCUCCUCCGCACAGAUAUCGUCCACGACUGCGGCUCCUCAAUCAACCCAGGUAUCGAUAUCGGUCAGCUCGAAGGUGGCUUCGUCCAGGGCCAGGGCUUGUACACUCUCGAAGAGAUGAUCUGGGCUGAUGAUGGCCACAUCAGAACACGUAACGUCACAACAUACAAGAUCCCAACACUCGACGAUAUCCCAGAUGAGUUCAAUGUCACACUCCUCCAGGACGACUACAACGACAUGGGUGUCUACGGUUCUAAGGCUUCCGGUGAAGCUGGCCUUCGUCUCGGCUGCUCUGUCCUUAUGGCUCUCCGUGAUGCUGUCACAGCUGCUCGCCACCAGUUCGGUGUUGACGAAUGGUUCGACUUCAACUCACCAGCUACAAUCGAAGUUAUCCGUGAGAACAUCCCAGUCAAGGAACUUGACCCAUCUACAAAACAAUAA
Molecule: messenger RNA, 4125 nt
Organism: Trichomonas vaginalis G3
Lineage: Eukaryota; Parabasalia; Trichomonadida; Trichomonadidae
Product: xanthine dehydrogenase family
Exons: 1
Coding region: 1-4125 (1374 amino acids)
Molecular function (GO): 2 iron, 2 sulfur cluster binding; FAD binding; oxidoreductase activity
Source: RefSeq, a predicted model, not a curated record